AUAUGUUUUAAGUAUUAUAGACAAAGACAAAGCAGACAAAUUGAGUUUGUUGAGUCAUAUUUGAUAAUUAAUAAAAUACUUUCUACAAAUUGUUCAAUAAAUAUUUACAAAUGUAAAAUAUUAAUUAUUAUUUAUUUAUUUAUUUUGCAGAUUAAGCUGAUAACAUGGCCCACCUCCUUUGGAAUCCAAGAAAAAUUCAUAUAGGCACAGCCUUUAUGAUUAAGCUGAUAACAUGGCCCACCUCCUUUGGAAUCCAAGAAAAAUUCAUAUAGGCACAGCCUUUAUGGUGUUUACAUUGCUUUGUACAAUAUCAAUGUAUUUGAAGUACAGUAAAUUUGUCAUUCAAAAAGCAGGCCAACCUACCCCUAGAGCUGCAAUCCAGAAGCCUUCCACAUUUUCAAAUUCGGCUUGUCCAGCAUCUAUUUCAACCAUGAGCAUAACACCUAUUAGAGACACCAGAUCCCUAAUGCUGUCUGCUUUCGUCAGUGAUGAUUCAAAUGGACAGGCAAAUAUCCUAACCAUAAUGAACCAGACCCAUUCUGAACUAUUUACCUGUAUAUUCUGCUGUUACCAGCAGGGACUCAGUAUAUCGCCUGUCAAACUGGACACGCACGUUGAUAAUUUUGGAUUCCCUUUUGUGACCACAGAUGCAUUUUGUAACAUAGAGCCAACAUGCAAUGCCACACACAUAACCAUUUCGAGACCAAAGAACCUUCUGGAAAUUCAUAGUCACCUUUAUUUGCCUAUACACAAGCUUCUGCUGAAUAGGAGGGACUUUGACGUGGACUUAACGCUAUGCAUUUCUUGCUUGUUUGGAGGAUAUAAUAAUGUCCUUCAGUUUGUGCAGACUAUAGAGACAUACAAGCUUCUCGGUGUGGAACACGUGGUUAUCUACAACAACAGCUGUGGCCCAGACCUAGAGAGAGUCUUGCGCAGCUACGAGGAAGAUGGCAUUCUGGAAAUCAUUCCCUGGCCUAUCGAUCACUUUCUGAAACCAUCCAAAGGCUGGAACCAUGAGUUGCACUCAGGCGAAGUACACUACUAUGGGCAACAGGCCACAUUAAACGACUGCAUUCACAGGAACAGGCAGAGGUCCAAAUACGUGAUUUUGACGGACGCCGAUGAAAUCAUCAUGCCGUAUCAACACUCAUCUCUGAACCAACUCAUGACUAAACUCCAGCAAAACAACCCUCACGUGGUGGCUUUCAUCUUUUGGGCCCAUGUCUUCUCCAAAGAAAUUACCAGAGGCAGUGAGAGAUUUGACUUUCCUGAGUGGAGGAAUGUCCCUGGUGUCAAUAUACUGAGACACAUCCACAAGGAACCCUUAAAGUGGUGGGUCAACAACAAUAGCAAGAUGAUAGUUGACCCAAGAAAGGUGAUGCAGGCAUCUGUCCACAUUGUUCAUAAAAUCAAUGGAAAGUCCAUCUGGGUGCCUCGAGAUUUGGCUAUUGUCAUGCACACUGCUAAACCCAAGCGUCCUGAAUUGGGCAUUGAGAAGCUGAUCAAGGACAAUAAGAUUUGGGAUUAUGCAGAAAGACUGAUACCAAAUGUAAAUAAAGUGCUGCACAAGGCUGGGAUUUUAAAGUGGGAAAAAAAUGAAAAAAAGGUAAACACGGCUAGUCGUUAGAAUUUUUGUACCUGCUUUUUUUUUUUUAUUAUAAAAAGAAAGAUCAUCAUUUAAAAAAAAAUAAAUAAAUAAAU
Silurus meridionalis is the source of this 1701-nucleotide messenger RNA. RefSeq lists its product as uncharacterized. The transcript is spliced from 2 exons. NCBI's taxonomy places the organism in Eukaryota, Metazoa, Chordata, Actinopteri, Siluriformes, Siluridae. The record is from RefSeq and is a predicted model, not a curated record. Bases 233 to 1627 code for a protein of 464 amino acids.